Messenger RNA from Nematostella vectensis (starlet sea anemone), 2894 nucleotides. Its product is annotated as probable ATP-dependent RNA helicase DHX35. The record is from RefSeq and is a predicted model, not a curated record. The transcript is spliced from 30 exons. NCBI's taxonomy places the organism in Eukaryota, Metazoa, Cnidaria, Anthozoa, Actiniaria, Edwardsiidae. Gene Ontology annotation, cellular component: catalytic step 2 spliceosome; intracellular anatomical structure. Gene Ontology annotation, molecular function: RNA binding. The coding region runs from base 605 to 2431 and encodes 608 amino acids.
AGAACUGAGGACUCCGCAGGUUAUGCUAAUACAGGAUUCAAGAUGGCGGACGAAGAGGACGAAAUUAAGUUGGGUCCUAUGUUAUAAUAAACUUGAAAUGUCUGCGGGUUGGAAACCCAAGUUUUGGAGACCAGGAGCAGAAGCACCUGGGGUAAAUGAAGAGAGACCUUCCUCAAAUGAUGAGAGCAGCACAACAACUGUGUUCAACCCUAACUCUUCUCUAUCAAUCGACAUUCAAAGACAGAGGCUACCUAUUUUUAAGCACAGAACAAAUAUUCUUUAUCUAUUGGAAAAAUAUGAAACAGUGAUUAUUGUUGGGGAAACAGGAUGUGGAAAGUCCACUCAGAUACCACAGGUACUGUAAUAUACACAAAAGAAGAAUUUCAGAUCAACAUUAUGAAAGUAAAGUAUAGAACUGUACUUGCUUGAGAGUGGCUGGACAGCUGAUGGUAAGAAGAUUGGAAUUACCCAGCCACGGCGGGUGGCAGCUAUCACGGUGGCAAUACGGGUUGCAGAAGAGCGUGACACUUUUGCUGGACAAGAAGUUGGUUACUGUGUCCGUUUCAAUGACUGCUUUGACCCGAAGCUUACAUCUAUCAAGUUCAUGACUGAUGGUAUUCUUCUUCGCGAAGUAAUGGGUGACCCUCUGCUUUCAAGCUACAGUGUGAUUAUGAUAGAUGAAGCGCAUGAGAGAACCCUUCACACUGAUGUUCUCCUAGGCCUACUUAAAAAGAUAAAGAAGAAAAGGCCGGAUUUGCGCAUCAUAGUGUCUUCUGCAACUUUGGAUGCUGAGAUGUUUAAGGACUUUUUCAACACAAACAUUACAAAUGAUAAAAGCAAAGACACCGCAGCAGUGCUUUCAGUGGAAGGCAGGUCAUAUCCUGUUAAUAUUGAGUAUGCAAUAAGCCCGGUUGCCAACUAUCUUCAGAGUGCUGUUGAAACGGCGAUGGGUAUACACCUAGAAGAAGGGCCUGGGGACAUUCUGGUUUUCCUCACAGGACAGGAAGAAGUGGAAAGUGCUGUGUCUAAACUAAUAGAAAGAGCCAGGGGAAUGCCGAAGGGGUCAAGCUAUCUUAAAGUUCUUCCUAUGUACAGCGGACUUCCCUAUGAGGAGCAGAUGCUGGUUUUUAAACGGCCCCCACCCAACACUCGUAAGGUUAUCGUAGCAACUAAUGUAGCCGAAGCUUCAAUCACAAUCGAUGGAAUUGUCUAUGUUGUGGAUUGUGGGUUUGUUAAACUUCGGGCAUACUCUCCAGCUACAGGAAUAGAGAGUUUGGUGGUUACCGAGAUCUCGCAGGCAUCCGCCGAGCAGCGUGCGGGUCGAGCUGGAAGGGUGCGGGCAGGGAAAGCAUACAGGCUUUACACAGAGGACGCUCUUCACGACCUUAAGCCCGCCACAGUUCCUGAGAUGCAGAGGAGCAAUCUUGCGCCUGUCCUUCUCCAGCUGAAAAGUAUGGGAAUCGAUAACGUGCUGCGGUUUGACUUCCCCGCCAGGCCUCCUGCACAGUCCAUGGUACGGGGUCUGGAGCUACUCUACGCACUCGAUGCCUUAGACGACAACGGCAAACUUGUGGAUCCGCUGGGCGUGCAAAUGGCCGAGUUUCCGUUAGAACCAAUGAUCGCCAAGAUGCUGCUAAUAUCCGGGGAGUUCAAGUGUUCUGAGGAAAUCUUGACGAUCGCGGCUAUGCUGCAGAUUAAGAAUGUGUUCGUCACUCCGUCUAGCCAGAAGGCAGCUUCGGAGCAUGCUCGGAGAAAGUUCUCUGUAUACGAGGGCGACCAUCUCACGCAACUAAAUGUCCAUAGAGCAUUCCUUAAGCAUAAAAAGAGCUCAAGAUGGUGUCAUGAUAAUUUUGUCAAUUAUAAAGGCCUGAUGCACUCGGUCAAAAUAAGGGAACAGCUCAAGAAACUCUUGCAGCAUUUCAAGAUUCCUAUCGUGUCAUGUGAUGGAGAUGUCGAUCAGGUCUGUCGCUGUAUUGUGGCAGGAUUUUUCUCAAACGCUGCGCGCUAUCACCCCAGUGGAUGCUACAGGAGCGUUCGUGAUGAUCAUGCGCUUCAUAUCCAUCCGAUGUCGGUUCUGUACACAGAGAAACCACCGCCAUGGGUUGUAUACCACGAGAUUUUACAGACGUCACAAUAUUACAUGCGCGACGUCACAAAAAUUGAGCCGGAAUGGCUGUACGGGUUGGCACCGCACUACUAUGAGUUUGGAACGGUAUUGCCUAUUUACCUCACUCGCGCGGGCUUUCUUUCUAUAAAACUACUACCUUACCCUAAACUAUUUUUUUUUACUUUUCUAGGAAAGGGAGGUUGCUGCCAAAAGGGCGAAGGUGUCGAGCUAAAACGUUUCUCUUCGCCACCUGUCGGCAACAGUAGAGAGACAAGAGAUGGCUUCUUUCAAGCGAUUGCACACGGCAUAAAAUCACUCAUAUGAUACAAUGUUCUUACAAUGUGUACAUAACUGCGUAGCUGAGUGAACAAACUACUCUUUCCUUGAAACCUCCCGCAAACAGUACAUCAGCUAGCUCGGUUGAACAAAAGACGAAGGAAAUGUUGGAGAAACACUUCACACCUCCCAGCAUGGUGUAAACAGCCCUUUCGGCCUUAAUAGGCUGGAAAGUUUUAUACUAAAACAAAAUUUAAAAAAAGCUUAAAAGUCAGCUCCUUCCCUGUGAUCCUGGAACCAUCUCAUUUAUUCGUUCGCGCAUGCGCUCCAUUCCCUCCCCUGAUAAGGCAGAGAUCGGUAUGACGUCAUCAAACUCGACACUGCGCAUGUCCAAAAGAUCCCUUAGUCCCGGCUCCUGCGAGGCCGGCGAAUCAGCGGAGAUCUGUCCGAGUGCGACUAGUAGUCCCCCUGGUAAAUGGAAAGCAAUAAAAGGUUUCACUAGUUCUCAAAA